Bufo gargarizans (Asiatic toad) is the source of this 1902-nucleotide messenger RNA. It is a transcript of the gene STARD5, whose product is annotated as StAR related lipid transfer domain containing 5. The transcript has 6 exons. Lineage: Eukaryota; Metazoa; Chordata; Amphibia; Anura; Bufonidae. The record is from RefSeq and is a predicted model, not a curated record. Gene Ontology annotation, molecular function: lipid binding. The coding region runs from base 37 to 672 and encodes 211 amino acids.
CGGCCGCCUCCCUCCAGCCGGAGCCCUCGCCUGUCUAUGGAGGAGUACACGGAGGUGGCCGCCGCUGCGGCCGGGAAACUGCUCUCCUACAGCAAGGACCGGGCGGCCUGGAACCUGUGCAGGAAAACUGGUGAUGUCGCUGUCUACUGGAGGCCAUCAACCGAGUUCACCGGCAACUUGUACAAAGGAGAAGGUCUGGUGGCUGCUAAACCAGAACGUGUCUGGGAAUUCUUAAAACCAGAGGCUGGUGGCCUGAGAGUGAAGUGGGAUAAAAAUGUGCAUGAUUUUCAGCUCUUAGAAACUAUUACUGAUGACAUCACUAUUUGCCGAACAGUGACCCCAUCAGCAGCCAUGGGCAUUAUAUCUCCUCGGGAUUUUGUAGAUGUGGUAAUGAUCAAGAGAUACGAGGAUGGUUCCAUAACCUCUAAUGCAACAAAUGUUGAGCACCCAAGCUGUCCUCCCCAGCAUCCCUAUGUCAGAGGGUUUAACCAUUCUUGUGGCUGUUUCUGUGUUCCCGUUCCUGGGGAACCUGAGAAAACACAAGUUUUAAGUUUCUUCCAGACAGAUCUUAGUGGCUACCUCCCCAAAUCUGUUGUGGAAUCCUUUUUCCCAUACAGCAUGACUCAGUUUUACAACAAUCUCUCAAAGGCUGUCAAAGCAUUAAAUGUAUGACACAGAGCAUGGCCCAUUUUUAGAUGAACGUUCUACUUGGAAGAGGUCAAGAGGUUCAGCAGCAUGUAUGUUACAACCUUAGUACUGCAUACAAAUUGAUGCAAAUAGAUUUUCCAUUUACAUAGCAGAGCAACUAUUUUACCAGAUUGUCUAUUGUAAAUGAUUUUGCAAGUAAAAAUAUUCUAAUAUUCAUACAAAAACUAUAUUUUUUAUUAUUGUUUUCCAUAUUUGUGCUAAGGACACAAAUAUCAUUUACAAAGACUCAUGCAAAAUUAGCAGUAAAUGUCAUGCAAACAGUGGGGUUUAAUGGGAAUGCAGGAGAACAUACAUAUAACCCCCUCAUUUCAAUGGGGUGGGGACAAGAAGACAUGACCUGCUCUUCCCUGGUGAAUGGGACUAAAAUCAAACCAUUCGCAGGAUCUGAAAAGUCCCCUCAGUAGGAAUCACAGUUUUAUGAACGAUUCUAUUUGUUACGUUGCCUGACACUGCCCCGCUACUUUGGGCGGGCACAGGCACCGCUCUAUUUACGCAGGUCCUGUGCUUGGGCAGCGGGCCAGGGGCGCCGGUGUCCUGUGUGUCUUUUGGGAAAAUGUAUUUUAAUAUUCUUCAUGGAACCUCAGCUCAUUCGGCAGUAUUGCAAUGGUUAGUCCCUUCUUUGGUUCUGUGUGCAGCUACUAAGCGGUUUCUAAUGUAUCUAAGUCAGCUUCCGCUGUUUGUCUCAUUCUCUGCCUGAGUAAUAGGUUCUGCUAGUUCCUGCCAAGGUUCGCUGUUCCAUUUGUCAGCCCGUUUACUGACUUCUGCACGAUUCCUGGAUUCUGACCCUCUGCUGUCUGACCCAACCUGUGCCUAAUUACUGUAUUGAACCUUUGCUGCCUGCCCUGACCUUGAACUUGCUUCUUGGAUUUGUACCUAUUCUGCCUGCCCUGACCAUGGCCUGCUACUGACUACGGUUUUGCCUUACCCCUUGGGACUUCGCAUCGGUGUCUCUUGACCCCCAUUGGUCAGAAGUCAACUACUCAAAGACUACUACAAGAGGUUGUGGCCUGGUGCAUUCCCUGCAGCAAAGACCAGAUCCAUGUAAGGUUGAAAACCAAGAAGCUGCCAGGAUAAAUCCAUUGGUUGACACAUAAGUAAAAAUGUGUAAACCUGAGAAUUUUUAUGAUUUACAUUAGUGGUGGCUCAUCAAAAGUGAGCAUUAAUCACAAUAAAAGCCAAUUUGAUCAACAAAAA